Messenger RNA from Malus domestica (apple), 2130 nucleotides. RefSeq lists its product as uncharacterized. NCBI's taxonomy places the organism in Eukaryota, Viridiplantae, Streptophyta, Magnoliopsida, Rosales, Rosaceae. Gene Ontology annotation, cellular component: ubiquitin ligase complex; nucleus; cytosol. The record is from RefSeq and is a predicted model, not a curated record. Gene Ontology annotation, molecular function: ubiquitin conjugating enzyme binding; ubiquitin protein ligase activity; cyclin binding. Gene Ontology annotation, biological process: protein autoubiquitination; proteasome-mediated ubiquitin-dependent protein catabolic process; protein monoubiquitination.
CCUUAGAUUAUUUUUCGGUGAAAGAAAAACCCUAAAAAUUUGUAAAACAUUCCCAUUGUAUUCGUGUAGAGCUGGCCGCAGUAAAAGAAUGUCCAUGGAGCUUCAAACCGCCGGAAAUCCGAGAAAAUGGCGGUUCACAUGGGAAGCCCAAUCUCACAUCCCAAUCCUCCGCCUAUUCCUAUUCGAUUCCUGCACAAAACCCUCGACUCAAUGCCGGAAGCUCACCGUCCACAUAACCCCCGCAGAGUCUCUGGUCCUGGUGAGCUGGGCCGAGGACGCUCAGGAGGUCUCGCUUAGGGUUCCAAUGCCUAGGGUUUUGGUGGACGCUGAGUCGCCGGUGAGCUUCAGUGCCCUAGACGAUCACAUUGAAGUCAAGCUCGUCCUCCUCCUCCCUGUUGAUCACCCCAUUGUUUUGAGCUUCGAUUCUUUACUCAGUUUGGAUGGAGGGGAGGAGAAAGCGUUGGAGGGCGAAUUGAAGCCGCUUUCGUUGGCUUCUGAGGUCAAGAGUCUAUCAUCGUCUGGAGUUCACUUUUACUGCAGAAAUUGCUCGUUUAAGUUGACUGCAAGUCCCCUGAGCCAGUUUGUGGAAAUGCCUUCAGUCAAUUGGCGAGAGGUGGCUGAUAACUGGUUUGGGGCUUGCUGUUGUUCAUUUGGAGGCAUUAGUGAGAAGCUGGUUGUUAGAUAUGCAAAUUCUUACAUGUGUGCAAAGGGUGUCUGCCUGGUGAACUCUACAAAUAUUACACUAUGCAAGGAUGAUCUUGUUGGAUUUGAAUUUCCUGACUUGGGUGAAUGCCAAAGAUACGAUAGUGAAUCAGAUGGAAGUGGUGACAAUGGUUUUACCGAGUCAGAACUUAAUCUUGGAAGUAAUCUCACAUGCAAUGAAGAUUUUGCUGCAGAAUCUAAAUCUGAAGUUGCUAACGACGAAAGUAACAGUGAGGAUGCACCUCAUCUCUGCUCAGGAUCAGUUUGCUCUAUAAAAAAUUCGUCUACACCAGGAUGCUGUAAUCAUAUGGGAUGUCAUGUUCAAAAUUAUGAUGGUGACAGCUGCAGACUUUGUUUUUCUGAAAUUUCUUUAGAGGACCAAAAACCUACUAAAAGUACGGAGAUCCUGAAAAACCACGAAUCUUUCCUAAAUGGGUAUCUUGAAAACAUUUUUAUGGUUAGGUCCUCCAAUCUAUCUAUAGAUGUUGAGUGGGUUGAAUUUUUCUGCCCUCAAUGUUCAUCACUUCUCGGAGCUUACCCUUGUGAUAAUGGCAGUGCACUUGUAGAUGGUGGAGUUCGAUUGUUUAAAUGUAAUGUUUCCACUGGCCUGCCAGUUGGUGAGCCAGCGGACAUAUUCAGGAAGUAUACACUGGAAAGUAUGUUCGCAAAUCAACUACUUGAGUGUGCAAAAGACGAAUUAUCUUUUAGGACCGUGGUUAGUGACCUAAAAAGCAGAUCUCCCAGGGUGCAAAUUGUUCUCAUGAAUACAAAUUCUUGGUCUGGCACCGGUCAUUGUUUGGCCAGAGAGGGCAAUAAAGAACCAGUACCAAAGAUAGAUCUGCAUCCUGUCAUCAAGGUGCUAUUUUCACAGUGCAGCAGCAGUACGGAAUCUCAAGCAAGGAUGCUGGAAGAUUCAGUAACGAAGGACGUAGUUGAUGAAGUAUUUAUGCUAACACAUCAAAUAGAAGAACUAAUCGAGACUCUUUCUGCAAGAAAGGAUAUGUUUCCACCUUCCUGCUCUUCCUUACAGGGUUUAUCUUUGUCAUCCAUGCCGAGGUAGCAGCGUAUCCUAGUUCCCCUGGAAAUUCCAUAUGUAUGGAGAAAUAGCCCAAUCUCAUUUGGAUAUCCGAAAUAUGGGAAAAGAACCCUUCUUCUCUACCUAGAGUGGCAGAUUCUGUAUCGUGGUGAUAUCUCAACUUGAUGUGUAGAGUGGGAUGCACACAUACUAAAGAGGUGACGACGUAUACAAGGGGAGGCGAGUUUAGUGAUUUCGUUACCACCAUCAGAUAGGCUAACUCAUCUUUGAAUAGUUUUGAAACCCUGUAGCAUGCAAUAUGGAUAUUGAUGUUCUGUAAGAUUGUCCUGUUUUGAAUUUCUUCAGGGAAGUAGUAAAUUAUUCUUGAAAGCAAGAGUUUAGUUUUGAACUUA